CCACAGGCCGGCUCAUCUCAGGGUGGUUCUCCUGGUCUGUCGGUGGUGAAGGUCCUGAGCAGCAGCGAGGUGGCCGCUUUGGCCACUCCGGCUUCUCGUGGGGUCACGGAGGAGAGCCGCAAACUGGAACAUCAGAAGAAGCAGGAGAAGGCCAACCGCAUCGUGGCCGAGGCCAUCGCUCGCGCCCGAGCUCGGGGGGAGCAGAACAUCCCCCGUGUCCUCAACGAGGACGAGUUGCCCAGCGUCCGGCCGGAAGAAGAAGGAGAACGGAAGAGAAGACGGAAAGCCACCGGUGAACGCGGUGGACCUAAAGAGGAGAGGACCCGGAAGGGGAAAGGUCAAGGUGGUGGCGGUGGUGGCAAGAGCAAAGGGCGUAGCAAACCCAGCACCAUCACGCCGGUGGUGGGGAAGAAACGCAAACGCAACGCCUCUUCCGACAACUCGGACGCGGAGGUGAUGCCGGCGCAGUCCCCGCGAGAAGAAGAAGAAACCAGCGUGCAGAAACGAAGAUCUAAUCGUCAAGUGAAGAGGAAGAAGUACACGGAGGAUUUGGACAUCAAGAUCACGGAUGAUGAGGAGGAUGAAGAACUUGACGUGACGGGACCCGUCCGACCUGAGCAACCACCGGUUCCUCAACCACCGGCUCCAGAACCGGAACCGGAGGGCGAGACGUUGCCCUCCAUGCAGUUUUUUGUGGAGAACCCAAGCGAGGAGGACGCCGCCAUCGUGGAUAAGGUCCUCUCCAUGAGGGUGGUGAAGAAAGAGCUUCCAUCGGGUCAGAUGACCGAAUCGGAGGAGUUCUUCGUCAAGUACAAGAACUACUCCUACCUCCACUGCGAGUGGGCCACCAUCGACCAACUGGAGAAGGACAAGAGGAUCCACCAGAAGCUGAAGAGGUUCAAGACGAAGAUGACUCAGAUGCGGCAUUUUUUCCACGAGGAUGAAGAACCCUUCAACCCCGACUACGUCGAGGUGGACCGCAUCUUGGACGAGUCCCACAGCGUGGACAAAGACAACGGGGAGCCGGUGGUCUACUACCUGGUGAAGUGGUGCUCCUUACCCUACGAGGACAGCACUUGGGAGCUGAAGGAGGACGUCGACGAAGGGAAGAUUGGCGAAUUUAAGCGCAUCCAAUCCCGCCACCCCGAGCUCAAGCGCUUGCCCCGUCCUCAAGCUGGUUCCUGGAAGAAGCUGGAGCUCUCCCACGAGUACAAAAACCACAAUCAGCUUCGGGAGUACCAACUGGAAGGGGUCAACUGGUUGCUCUUCAACUGGUACAACAGGCAGAACUGCAUCUUGGCCGACGAGAUGGGGUUGGGCAAGACCAUCCAAUCCAUCGCUUUCUUACAAGAGGUCUACAACGUGGGGAUUCGGGGACCUUUUUUGGUCAUCGCUCCCCUCUCCACCAUCACCAACUGGGAACGGGAGUUCAACACUUGGACGGAGAUGAACAGCAUCGUCUACCACGGCAGUUUGGCCUCGCGGCAGAUGAUCCAACAGUACGAGAUGUACUGCAAAGACUCGCGGGGUCGUCUCAUUCCCGGCGCCUACAAAUUUGACGCCCUCAUCACCACCUUCGAGAUGAUCCUCUCCGACUGUCCCGAGCUCCGGGAGAUCGAGUGGCGUUGCGUCAUCAUCGACGAAGCCCACCGCCUCAAGAACCGCAACUGCAAACUCCUCGACAGCCUCAAGCACAUGGACCUGGAACACAAAGUCCUCUUGACGGGUACUCCACUCCAAAACACGGUGGAAGAGCUCUUCAGUCUUCUGCACUUCUUAGAGCCCUCCCAGUUCCCUUCCGAGGCCGAGUUCCUCAAGGACUUCGGAGACCUCAAGACGGAGGAGCAGGUGCAGAAGCUCCAGGCCAUCCUCAAGCCCAUGAUGCUGCGUCGGUUGAAGGAAGACGUGGAGAAGAACUUGGCGCCCAAACAAGAGACCAUCAUCGAGGUGGAGUUGACCAACAUUCAGAAGAAGUAUUACCGCGCCAUCUUGGAGAAGAACUUCUCCUUCCUCUCCAAAGGCGCCGGUCACACCAACAUGCCCAACCUUCUCAACACCAUGAUGGAGCUACGCAAGUGCUGCAACCACCCCUACCUCAUCAACGGAGCCGAGGAGAAGAUCUUGGCCGAAUUUCGGGAAUCGUGCCACCACCACGUCCCUCACGACUUCCACCUCCAGGCCAUGGUCCGCUCGGCCGGCAAACUGGUCCUCAUCGACAAACUCUUGCCCAAACUCAAAGCCGGCGGCCACAAGGUGCUCAUCUUCUCCCAGAUGGUGCGAUGCCUCGACAUUUUGGAGGACUACCUCAUCCAGAAGAGGUACCUCUACGAACGCAUCGAUGGAAGGGUACGGGGCAACCUCCGUCAAGCCGCCAUCGACCGCUUCAGCAAACCCGACUCGGAUCGGUUCGUCUUCCUCCUUUGCACCCGCGCCGGUGGCCUCGGCAUCAACUUGACGGCCGCCGACACCUGCAUCAUCUUCGAUUCCGAUUGGAACCCCCAAAACGACCUCCAGGCUCAAGCGAGGUGUCACCGCAUCGGGCAGAGCAAAGCGGUGAAGGUCUAUCGGCUCAUCACGCGCAACUCCUACGAGAGGGAGAUGUUCGAUAAAGCCAGUCUCAAGUUGGGUUUGGACAAGGCGGUGUUGCAGUCCAUGAGCGGCCGGGAGGGCAACAUCGCGGGGAUCCAACAGUUCUCCAAAAAGGAGAUCGAGGACCUGUUGCGCAAAGGGGCCUACGCCGCCAUCAUGGAAGAAGACGACGAAGGUUCCAAGUUCUGCGAGGAGGACAUCGACCAGAUCCUCCUACGCCGGACCACCACCAUCACCAUCGAGAGCGAAGGCAAAGGCUCCACCUUCGCUAAGGCGAGCUUCGUGGCUUCGGAAAACCGCACCGACAUCGCUUUGGACGAUCCCAACUUCUGGCAGAAGUGGGCCAAGAAAGCCGACCUGGACUUGGACCUUCUCAACAGCAAGAACAACCUGGUGAUAGACACGCCGCGGGUACGCAAGCAGACGCGUCACUUCAGCACUCUUCGAGACGAUGACCUGGUGGAGUUCUCCGACCUGGAGAGCGAAGAUGAGGAGAGACCACGGUCCCGACGUCACGACCGUCACCACCACGCUCUCCACCACGCCUACGGACGCACCGACUGCUUCCGGGUGGAGAAACAUCUCCUGGUCUACGGGUGGGGCCGUUGGCGGGAGAUCUUGUCCCACGGGAGGUUCAAACGUCGUCUCUCGGAACGGGACGUGGAGACCAUCUGCCGGACCAUCUUGGUCUACUGUCUUCUCCACUACCGCGGAGACGAGAACAUCAAGAGCUUCAUCUGGGACCUCAUCAGCCCCACCGAAAACGGCAAAGCCAAGGAGCUCCAAAACCAUUCGGGACUUUCCAUCCCGGUUCCUCGAGGUCGAAAAGGGAAGAAGGUGAAAUCUCAAAGUACUUUUGAUGUCCACAAAGCGGAGUGGAUUCGGAAGUACAACCCGGACACCCUCUUCCAAGACGAGAGUUACAAGAAACAUCUCAAACAUCAGUGCAACAAGGUUCUGCUGAGGGUUCGGAUGCUCUACUACCUCCGGCAGGAGGUGAUCGGGGACCAAGCCGAGAAGGUGUUGGCGGGGGCGGUGGCCAGCGAGAUCGACAUCUGGUUCCCUCUGGUGGAGCAACUGGAGGUGCCGACCUCUUGGUGGGACUCCGAAGCCGACAAAUCCCUCCUCAUCGGCGUCUUCAAACACGGUUACGAGAAGUACAACACCAUGCGCGCCGACCCCGCCCUCUGCUUCUUGGAGAAGGCCGGGCGCCCCGACGAGAAGGCCAUCGCCGCCGAGCAGCGCCUGGACGUCGGCGAAGGUGUGGAUUUCGAGAAGGACUGCGAAGACCCCGAAUAUAAACCUCUGGUGGGGACGGCCAAAGAGAUGGACGAGGAGGCCGACCCCUUGAUGCUGCUGGAUGAGGAGAUCUCGGUGGUGGACGGGGAUGAAGGUCAACCUCCUCAACCGGGACAACCCUUCUGGCCGGCGGGUUCGGUGCUGACGGCGCGGCUGCGCCGCCUCAUCGCCGCCUGUCAACGGUCCUACCAACGGGAGCAGCUCCGGGGGGAAGGGACCGACCGGGGGGACCGUCGGCGGCGCCGUGGCGGGGCCACCGGGAGGAUCUACGGGGGGUGGACCCGUCGGGAGCAAGCGGAUUUCUACCGGGUGGCCUCCAGUUUUGGGGUGGAGUUUGACCCCGAAGUGGGUCGUUUCCGGUGGGGUCGUUUCCGUACCUUGGCCAGAUUGGAGAAGAAGACGGACGAGAACCUCACCAAGUUCUUCCACGGCUUCGUCGCCAUGUGCCGGCAGGUUUGCCGUCUCCCACCGGCUCCUGGAGAUGAACCUCCGGAUCCUUCCAUCCCGGUCUCGCCCGUCUCGGCCGGUCGAGCGUCUCGAGGACUUCGGCGGUUGUCCCUCCUCCGUCUUCUCUGGGAGCAGGUCCUGCGGCACCCUCUCCUCCCGGCCCGUUUGGCCCUGUGUCCUCCGCCCGGUCCUGACCUUCCUCCGUGGUGGCAACGUGGUCACCACGAUGGAGAACUUCUCCGGGGAGCUGCUCGUCAUGGUUUGGCUCACCCCGAAAGCGCCAUCUUGGGGGACCCCGACUUCUCCUUCGCGGUGGCCCGUUGGCGUUAUCUCCGAGCUCAAGGCGAGCUCGGGGGAGGACCUCCGCCACCGCCUCAACCGCCUCAAGGUCUUCUGGGACGACCAACCCCACCGGCGCCGGUGGAGGACGAAGACUCCGAGUUGGAGAAGCUCUCGGCUUCCGUCUCCGAUUCUUCCUCCUGCGACGAGGACAGCGAUGAGGACAGGG
Molecule: messenger RNA, 4843 nt
Organism: Charadrius vociferus (killdeer)
Lineage: Eukaryota; Metazoa; Chordata; Aves; Charadriiformes; Charadriidae
Gene: CHD8
Product: chromodomain helicase DNA binding protein 8
Exons: 29
Molecular function (GO): ATP binding; ATP-dependent chromatin remodeler activity
Source: RefSeq, a predicted model, not a curated record